Gorilla gorilla gorilla (western lowland gorilla) is the source of this 2759-nucleotide messenger RNA. RefSeq names its product acyl-CoA synthetase medium chain family member 5. The record is from RefSeq and is a predicted model, not a curated record. Gene Ontology annotation, cellular component: mitochondrial matrix. Gene Ontology annotation, biological process: acyl-CoA metabolic process; fatty acid biosynthetic process. NCBI's taxonomy places the organism in Eukaryota, Metazoa, Chordata, Mammalia, Primates, Hominidae. Gene Ontology annotation, molecular function: fatty-acyl-CoA synthase activity; fatty acid ligase activity.
AGUUCCCUGUGGGAGGCUGUUUUCUGAGGGAGCUGAGUGUUUACAGCCACUCAGCCCUACUCCGCUCAGCUGAAGCAGAAAACAGAGACCUUUUGCAUUACUUUGGUUCAAGAGCAAGACAGGAGGCGACCGCAUGAGACCAUGGCUGAGACACCUAGUCCUCCAGGCACUGAGGAACUCCAGGGCAUUCUGUGGGUCUCGUGGGCAGCCAGCACCUCUACCUGUUCCUCAGAAGAUCGUGGCCACCUGGGAAGCCAUCAGCCUGGGAAGGCAGCUGGUGCCUGAGUACUUCAACUUCGCCCAUGAUGUGCUGGAUGUGUGGAGUCGGCUGGAAGAGGCUGGACACCGCCCCCCAAAUCCUGCCUUCUGGUGGGUCAAUGACACAGGAGCAGAGAUCAAGUGGAGCUUUGAGGAGCUGGGGAAGCAGUCCAGGAAGGCAGCCAAUGUGCUGGGGGGUGCAUGCGGCCUGCAGCCUGGGGACAGAAUGAUGCUGGUACUCCCACGGCUCCCGGAGUGGUGGCUGGUCAGUGUGGCUUGUAUGAGGACAGGGACUGUGAUGAUUCCGGGUGUCACUCAGCUGACGGAGAAGGACCUCAAGUACCGGCUGCAGGCGUCCAGGGCCAAGUCCAUUAUCACCAGUGACUCCCUAGCUCCAAGGGUGGACGCCAUCAGCGCCGAAUGCCCCUCCCUCCAGACCAAGCUGCUGGUGUCAGACAGCAGUCGGCCAGGCUGGUUGAACUUCAGGGAACUCCUCCGGGAGGCAUCUACAGAGCACAACUGCGUGAGGACAAAGAGUCGAGACCCACUGGCCAUCUACUUCACCAGCGGAACCACCGGGGCCCCCAAGAUGGUCGAGCACUCCCAGAGCAGCUACGGACUGGGUUUUGUGGCCAGCGGAAGACGGUGGGUGGCCUUGACCGAAUCAGACAUCUUCUGGAACACGACUGACACUGGCUGGGUGAAGGCAGCCUGGACUCUCUUCUCUGCCUGGCCUAAUGGAUCUUGCAUUUUUGUGCAUGAGCUGCCCCGAGUUGAUGCCAAAGUUAUCCUGAAUACUCUCUCCACAUUCCCGAUAACCACCCUCUGCUGUGUCCCAACCAUCUUUCGGCUGCUUGUGCAGGAGGAUCUGACCAGGUACCAGUUUCAGAGCCUGAGGCACUGUCUGACCGGAGGAGAGGCCCUCAACCCUGACGUGAGGGAGAAGUGGAAACGCCAGACCGGUGUGGAGCUGUACGAAGGCUAUGGCCAGUCUGAAACGGUUGUCAUCUGUGCCAAUCCAAAAGGCAUGAAAAUCAAGUCUGGAUCCAUGGGGAAGGCGUCCCCACCCUACGAUGUGCAGAUUGUGGAUGAUGAGGGCAACGUCCUGCCUCCUGGAGAAGAGGGGAAUGUUGCCAUCCGUAUCAGACCCACCCGGCCCUUCUGUUUCUUCAAUUGCUAUUUGGACAAUCCUGAGAAGACAGCUGCGUCAGAACAAGGGGACUUUUACAUCACAGGGGACCGAGCUCGCAUGGACAAGGAUGGCUACUUUUGGUUCAUGGGAAGAAACGACGAUGUGAUCAAUUCUUCAAGCUACCGGAUCGGGCCUGUUGAAGUGGAAAGUGCCCUGGCAGAGCAUCCUGCUGUCCUGGAGUCAGCUGUGGUCAGCAGCCCAGACCCCAUCAGGGGAGAGGUGGUAAAGGCAUUUAUAGUCCUUACUCCAGCCUACUCCUCUCAUGACCCAGAGGCACUAACGCGGGAACUCCAGGAGCAUGUGAAAAGGGUGACUGCUCCGUACAAAUACCCGAGGAAGGUGGCCUUUGUUUCAGCUGCCAAAGACGGUUUCUGGAAAGAUCCAAAGGAGUAAAUUGCGAAGUCAGGAGUGGGGGAAAUGAGGUGCAACCCCAGGAAGGCCCCGUAGACCUCCGAAGACUCCACAAGAAACUAAUGGAUCACUGGUCAGCCCCCACGGGGAGCAUCAUCUCUUUGACCCUAAAGAUGUCAAAGGUGUGCAGCUUCCAGAUGGCAUACCCAGGAUCACUGGGCAAUGCUGGAAAGAGCAAAAGAAUAUCAUUGUCCCUGACCACGUAGAUGCUGCGCCGCCUAGCAAAUGCUUGGUGGUUUGACUUCUCCCUCUGUCUGGGGGCAGGCUCAGCAUCUGCCCACUGGUCUCACUAAGAGCUUUCAGAUUUCCCUCCAUAGGACAGGUUACCAUAGCCUUGGGGCUCCUGUGGGUACUCAUUCUCUGCCAGUGGGAAUGUAAAGGCUUCAUCCUUUGUGUGCAACCAUUUGGCAAAAGUAUGCAGGAACAUAAAAUAAAAUAUCCUUUAGCUCAGAAAUUCUACCUUUGGGAGUCACCACAAAAGAAAAAAAUCAAAAUGCAGAAAAUGUGUGGUGCACUAAGAUGAUCACACAGCAUUAAAACUAAAAAAAAAAAAUUAACAAAUUAACAUCCAAACCACAAGGAAAUGAUUAACAAAGUUGUAGUAGAUUAACUCAAUAACAUAAGAUGUAGCCACUAAAAUAUUUGAGAGCAGUUUAGUAUGUCUUGGGAAAAGCGUAAGCUAUAUUAAUUUUAAAAAUCAGAGCAAAAAUAUUUGCAUACUGGAGAAUCCCAACUCUGAAAAAUAAAGGGAAAACUGUAGUUAAUUGUAAUCCUCCUGGAGACUGAGGAGGGAGGGAGAGAAAAUAAUGGAUGGUAGUUUUUCUUCUUCCUUUUUCCACUACAUUUCUGUAUUUUCCAAGUUUUUGUACUAAGCACAUACAACUAUUUUAAUGAAAAA